Messenger RNA from Diabrotica balteata, 861 nucleotides. The record is from the annotation of a GenBank genome assembly. NCBI's taxonomy places the organism in Eukaryota, Metazoa, Arthropoda, Insecta, Coleoptera, Chrysomelidae.
CUUCAACAAUGGCUUCAUUUCAAACUUUGCCUAACGGUUUUAAAAUUCCUUCUAUUGGAUAUGGAACAACAUCUGCUCAAGAAAAUGCCCUAGAUCAUGCUCUAGAAAUAGGCUUUCGCCAUCUCGAUACCGCCUACGUUUACCAGAGCGAAGCUCUUAUAGGAAAAGUUUUAAAAAAGUGGAUUCCGAAUAAAAUAAAAAGGGAAGAUAUUUUUAUUACCAGCAAAUUUCCCCCACGAGAUGGAUUUGAUCCAGAAGAGACAAUUAAAAAAACUUUAGAGGAUCUUCAGCUGGAUUAUGUUGACUUAUAUUUAAUUCAUUGGCCUUCUGAUGAUAAUGAAAGUAAUCUAAGAAUAUGGAGGAAACUAGAAGAACAGGUGGAUGCAGGAAGGGCCAAAUAUAUUGGUCUGUCCAACUUUACUGUCGAACAAAUAGAAUAUAUUGUGCAAAAUGCCAGAAUAAAGCCUGUCAAUUUACAAGUUCAACUACAUUUCUAUGGUCAACGUAAAGAGCUUGUAGAGUAUUGCAAAAAGAACAAUAUCACAGUAGUAGCUUGGUCUCCCUUAGGAAGCCCAGGAAAUAAACAUGGAGGUGGACUAGAUAUUAUGGAGAACGAUACUGUAAAACAAAUUGCCAAAAAAUACAAUAAAUUACCAGCACAAAUAGCUUUAAGAUUCCUAAUCCAGAAAAACAUUAUACCAAUUCCAAAAAGUGUAACCCCAGAACGGAUAGGCCAAAAUUUUAAUGUGUUCGAUUUCGUCAUAAGCGAAGAGGAUGUUAAAAUUUUAGAAGCCUUGGAUAAAAAUGUGUUCAAGUCUGGACCACCAAGACCACCUAAAAAAGACUGAAAUUUAUAUUUAA